AUGUCGUCACCAGACGGGCCCAGCACAAUUCGGGUUUUUGUCCACUGGCACGGUCAAACCGUCUUCGCUGGCGAGGAGGUCAAGUGUACCAUCACCUUCAAGAACGUCGCGCCACCACCCGCGACUUCGUCCUCUUCCAGCUCCACCCCGCCUUCCAGCUUUACUAGCGGCAGUCACCUCUCUCGUCAGCAACAGCUCCAACAGCAGCGGCUGAACAUCAACAACCACAGGCUUCCGAGCCCUCUGCUCGCCUCCCAGAACAGGCAGCCCAAGACCCCGACCCAGUCUUCUGGCCUUGCGCCGCCACCCCGGCAGUCCCGUGGGCACCGACACAGCCACUCCGUUGGCGGGAUUCCGCCCUCGUCCUCACGAGCUAGGUCCGGCUCCGAAACCUGGCCUGCGCCAGCACCUGGCGAAGAAAGCCCAGGCCAGCGCGGCGGCUCUCAUCGGCGGUCCAUCUCUAUCGUUUCGCUCGGCUCCCCGACCCCAGACUCACAGGGCCAUGGCGCUAGCGGGACCUUCAAGACGCCGCCACGGCCGCAUAGAGGCCACGGCCGCGCAUCGAGUCUGCAUAUAACCUCCCGCGCGUCCGUUCCGAGCGGGCCUCGAUCAGCGUCACAUCCACACCGACCACCCUUCAACGCGCAACCUUCGCCUCUUUAUAAUGCGUCUUUUCCUCCAUCGGGCUCCUCCAUGACGCCCAACACACCCGGUCUUGGAAUCACCACUGCAGGAGGCUCACCCCAGACGACAGCAGAUUCUCUUACUAGUUUUAAGUUUCCCAUGAAAAACACACCCGAAGUCCAGGCUUCAGGGAGUCCUAUCAUUAGUGUUGACGAACCCCCGCCGGGCGCAACUGAGUCGCCCCAUGACGGCACAACUGCCUCUGCGAAUUUACCACCAAGGAGGACCGAUAACUCCAUACCUACAAUCAACGAGAACAACGUAGCCCCUGCAGCCAGGGUGCUGUCCACGACGAGCAUUUCGGGAACACCACGCAGCAGUACGGAAUUCUACUCGGUGAGUAACAACUCGACCGAGACACUAGCGUCAGAAUAUGUGAUACCACAGCCGGGCAGGACAGCUGGAGGAAGGCCACUACAUUUACGACAGAGAUCGUACUUGUCGGGACAGAAGGCUCGAGCGGCACCCGAGGCUUUGAUGAUGGGAUAUGCGCAGAUACAGGGCUCCUUUACGCUGGACGGGUCCCUUGUGGACUUGGCACCCUUUGAGCUGGUGAAGCGCAAGGCGGUACUGGGUGGACAAGGUGGUGGCGUCAUCGGCGUGGAGACGCAACAUAAGCGCGAGAGUGGCCUGCUGCGAGGUUUUGGCUGGGGCAGCUUGACCAGCUCCAUCGGCGAGCUACUAGGCGGCGGCGAGCUCAGCACCAUCAAGGAGAUGCGCGGCAUAGCGGACUCCAAGGCAGUUCCGCUGCUGUCGACCCCUCAGUCCCUGCUGUUUGUCGAUCUGAAGCUCGCACCUGGAGAGAGCAAAUCAUUUGAGUACAUCUACAGGUUACCCAAGGGGCUGCCUCCUACACACAAGGGCAGGGCCAUGAAAAUCUCGUACGGCCUCGUCAUUGGUACCCAAAGGCCUGGCAGUGCCAAGGAUCACCAGAUGAAGUCUGUCCAGGUACCCUUUCGUGUACUCGGCAGUGUGAACAACCACGGAGAGAUCCUGGGUCACGACUUGAUGAACCCUUAUGUGCUCCUAAAAGAUCUUGCUCAAGUGCAAAAUCUGGACGAUUCCAGGAACCGUUCAACUGAGAACAACAUUAGUGGGAAGGGUACCGCCCCUGCCUCUACGAUGCAAAGCUUCCUCACAUAUGUGGAUGAAUUAUUAAAUCGCCCUAGCCAAGGGACUGGGACGGACGCCCUGUUAUCACCUACGGCAGUACCUGGGUCACGACGGCUGUCAUCGGCCUCUUAUUUUGAGGAUGGCGUCUUGACAGCAAAGGAGGCCAUAGACAUGGCCAUCCUGCGUAGCAACCAGACGGGAGCGGGCCAGCAGAGCGCGAACAGGUUUGAGAUUGCCCGCAACGGCCGCAAGGUCGGAGUCGUGACCCUAGCGCGGCCCUCCUAUAGGAUUGGAGAGCCCGUCGCGAUGACGGUUGACUUUUCUAGCAGAGAAUUGCCUUGCUACGCGUUGCACGCAGCCCUCGAGACGGCAGAGCGCGUAGAUCCGUCACUGGCACUCCGAUCGGAAGCCAGCGUGCAUCGUGUGACGAGACGAGUAUACGCGACCUCUUCCGAAGCAGCAAUGUUUGCCCGCCGAGUGGUGUUCGCACCGACGAUACCUGUCUCGGCUACACCCGAGUUUGUCACCAGUGGCGUCAGCCUCGAGUGGAGGAUUCGCCUUGAGUUCGUGGUUCCAUCUGCCACUGCGACCAACUCUCAAACACCACAAACUCCUCCCUUUUCUCACCAAGGGCAAAACGGGAGCAGACUCGACGAGGAAGAUGACGAUGACGGAGAGGGGAGCGACACAGGCAGUAGGACGACGGAGCGGGAGGCCGUCCCCGGUGGGCCCGCGUCGGCUCGUUUGCUACAGCAACAACAGCAACAACAGCCAAAACAGAUGCACACUCUACUGGAAGAAGUCUCACGUGAUGAGCGUGGCGGUCUCGUAUUGGUCGCAGCCGAGACGUUACCGUGCGAGAGUUUUGAAGUUGCUGUCCCGUUACGUGUCUACGGCGCCACCAUCCUGGUGUGGCUCAUUGAGCAGGGCUACACUGUCGUCUGCUUCCUCGCCAAUGUCGGCCAGGAGGAGAACUGGGAUGAGGUCAAGGCCAAGGCCAAGAAGCUCGGAGCUGAGGAGAUGGUGAUCCUCGACCUGCAGAAGGAGUUUGUUGAGCAGAUCGUCUUCCGUGCCAUUCAGUGCAACGCCAUCUACGAGGACAGGUACCUGCUGGGCACGUCGCUGGCCCGCCCCAUCAUCGCCCGCGCCCAGGUCCGCGUCGCCGAGCAGUACAACUGCCAGUACGUCAGCCACGGCUGCACCGGCAAGGGCAACGACCAGGUCCGCUUCGAGCUCGCCUUCAAGGCCUGCAACCCUACCAUUCAGGUUAUUGCCCCAUGGAGGCUGCCCGAGUUCAUCUCCAAGUUCCAGGGCCGUCAGGACCUGCUCAAGUACGCCGAGGAGAAGAACAUCCCCGUCUCUUCCAGCCCCAAGGCCCCCUGGUCCAUGGACGACAACCUCGUCCACUGCAGCUACGAGGCCGGCGUGCUCGAGGACCCCGACCACACCCCUCCCAAGGAGCUGUGGACCCGAACCGUUGACCCGGUCGACGCCCCUGCUACGCCGCAGGAGUUUACCGUCGAAUUCGAGAAGGGUAUCCCCACAAAGGUGAUUGUGGACGGCAAGGAGACGACCGGCUCGGUUGAGGUGUUCAAGCUGCUCAACAAGCUGGGCCACGACCAUGGUGUUGGCCGUAUCGACAUUGUCGAGAACCGCUUCAUUGGCCUCAAGUCGCGUGGCUGCUACGACACGCCGGGUCUGACCAUUGCCCGCCUGGCCCACUUGGACCUCGAGGGUUUGGUCAUGGACUCCAAGGUCCGUGAGAUUCGUGAUCAGUUCUGCACUCUGUCGUGGUCUCGCCAGCUGUACAACGGCAUGUACUUUAGCCCAGAGCGCGAGUUCGUCGAGAACUCCAUCAUCUUCAGCCAGCAGAACGUCACUGGUCAGGUCAGGCUGGCUGUCUACAAGGGCAACACAUACGUUCUGGGCCGCAAGAGCGACGCCAGCAACCUCUACUCGGAGCAGGACGCUUCCAUGGACUCCCUUGAGGGCUUCUCGCCCAUGGACACAACGGGCUUCAUCGAGAUCAACGCCAUCCGCCUCAAGAAGUACGGUCUGCAAAAGAUCAAGGACGGCAAGCCUCUUACUCAGUCAUGA
Molecule: messenger RNA, 3894 nt
Organism: Pyricularia pennisetigena
Lineage: Eukaryota; Fungi; Ascomycota; Sordariomycetes; Magnaporthales; Pyriculariaceae
Exons: 5
Coding region: 1-3894 (1297 amino acids)
Biological process (GO): urea cycle; L-arginine biosynthetic process
Cellular component (GO): cytoplasm
Molecular function (GO): ATP binding; argininosuccinate synthase activity
Source: RefSeq, a predicted model, not a curated record